AUGGCCUCCCGCGGCGCGGGCACACUGCUGACCGAGUUCAGCACCGCCUACGUGUCCCCUGCCCUGAUACCUGGGUACCAAGGCCAUGUCCCCACUGUGGCUUUCUCCUUCGGCGCCCCCUACGGCACCACCACCCUCAAGUACUUCCAGGAUCACCGCAAUGCAGCCAUGAAGGGGGGCCAGGGGGCCCUCGACAGAGGGAGCUGCCUCCCCUCCUUCGCCGACCACCCCGCCGCCGCACUGCUUAGCCGCCCCAGCACCUGGGAGCGCAUGUACAAUGUGCCCGCCCAUGCCCGCUUCAACCUGGACAGCGAACGCUCCGCCGAGCUGACUCACUUCUACCAUAUGGCACAACAGCACCGGAAGUACUACCGAGACAAGACUGGCACGGUGCCUCUGGUCCCCUUCUUCGUGCUGCCUGUGAAGGAGCGAGAUAGAUACCCCAUCCCCACAGACCUACCUCCUCUGAGUCCGACAAAUAAGUGGCACCUCUUUAGAGUCUCCCCUGACAACCUAAAGACUUACCAGACCUUUCCGUCGGGGAAGAGGGUGUCCCCGCAGGAGCGCCAGAGGAGGGACACCUACUUUGAGUUCAGAGCGUGA
Molecule: messenger RNA, 603 nt
Organism: Perognathus longimembris pacificus (Pacific pocket mouse)
Lineage: Eukaryota; Metazoa; Chordata; Mammalia; Rodentia; Heteromyidae
Gene: Cimip2c
Product: family with sequence similarity 166 member C
Exons: 4
Coding region: 1-603 (200 amino acids)
Source: RefSeq, a predicted model, not a curated record